Messenger RNA from Neltuma alba, 1478 nucleotides. RefSeq names its product guanylate kinase 3, chloroplastic-like. Gene Ontology annotation, cellular component: cytosol. Lineage: Eukaryota; Viridiplantae; Streptophyta; Magnoliopsida; Fabales; Fabaceae. Bases 77 to 994 code for a protein of 305 amino acids. The transcript has a single exon. The record is from RefSeq and is a predicted model, not a curated record. Gene Ontology annotation, biological process: purine nucleotide metabolic process. Gene Ontology annotation, molecular function: GMP kinase activity.
UGUGUCACCAUUAUAGCCAAAAAAAAUUCGAUCCUCUGCUUGCUUUUCUUGCACCGACUAUUUCUAUCUCUACCCCAUGUUUCGUAAGCUCUUCUGUGCUGCGGCCCAAUCCAAUCUUCACCAUCGUCACUUUCUUCCAAUUUCCCACUCAAACUUUCAGAAAGCCUUCAUUCCCGCCGAUCUCAUUCCUAAUUUGGUCACUGAAUCUUGCUUCGUCGCGAGAUCUCAGAAUAUCAGACCCUUCCCGCGAUUAUCUUCUUCCUAUUCCCGAAUGAGUGAUUCCCGCCGGCCGUUCUCGGUUCCCAUUACUGCCGUCAACGAGGCCAAUAAGUCUGAGCUACUUCGUGCUCUCGAAACAUCGCUGGGUUCGUCGUUCAGCUCAGAGCCUCUGAUCCCAAAUCCAAAGCCAUUGAUAAUAGUAAUUAGCGGGCCAAGUGGUGUUGGAAAGGACGCAGUGAUCAAGAAACUUAGGGAAACUCGGGAGGGUCUUCAUUUUGUGGUCACUGCAACGAGUCGAGCGAAACGACCGGGUGAAGUUGAUGGAAAAGAUUAUUUCUUUGUGAGUAAAGAGGAAUUUGAAUCCAUGGUUAAGAGGGACGAGCUUCUGGAGUACGCGCUUGUGUAUGGAGAUUAUAAAGGCAUUCCAAAACAGCAAAUUCGGGAAUACAUGGGUAAAGGGUAUGAUAUUGUUUUGAGGGUGGAUAUUCAAGGGGCUCAAACAUUGAGAAAAAUUCUUGGUAAUUCGGCAGUUUUCAUUUUCCUUGUGGCUGAGAGUGAAAUGGCAAUGGUGGAAAGACUGGUUGAUAGAAAGACUGAAACUUUAGAGUCGCUGCUUGUGAGGAUUGCUACGGCUAGGGAGGAAGUGAAGCAUCUUAAGAAUUUUGAUUAUGUGGUUGUGAAUGCUAAAGGGAAGCUUGAAAAUGCAGUAACAUUAGUGAGUUCCAUUAUUGAUGCUGAGAAAGCGAAGGUCUGUCAAAGGAGUGCUGUGGUAUAGGUCAUUGGCGGUUAUGAUUGAGGUUUUUUAAGGGGCGCCAUAGAUUGUUAACUGCUUUUUCAGAUACUUAAUCAAUUGUUGUCAUUGCGUUCGCAGCAAAUAAGAGCUGACUAUUUAAUUUUUCAGUUUCUGUGAAUCUCUUAAUUUGUACUUACUUUGAUGAGUUAAUGUAGUUUCAAUUUUUGUGGGUAUAAGCAAUUUCGGGAAUACAAGGUCUUGCACAAAGAUUGUCUAGUGCUUUGGCAAGCACAUAGUGAAGUGAAUUGGCAAAUCUAGCACGGAUGAGUUGGUGAGAUGUGUUUUGACAAAGUAGUAUCUGGGCUUUGAUUUAUACAAAAGGAUUCGCACUCAGUUUAAGCUAUUACAACAAUGGCCUUAGCUAAGACGUUAAAAAUAUUGGAUCCUUUGCAAUUAGGCAGUCAUGUAUUACAAGGGAGCAACAGGAAAUAAUAUAUCCAAGUAUCUGUUUCUUUUCUCCCCUUUA